Rhopalosiphum maidis (corn leaf aphid) is the source of this 2861-nucleotide messenger RNA. RefSeq names its product band 4.1-like protein 5. NCBI's taxonomy places the organism in Eukaryota, Metazoa, Arthropoda, Insecta, Hemiptera, Aphididae. Gene Ontology annotation, molecular function: cytoskeletal protein binding. The coding region runs from base 405 to 2663 and encodes 752 amino acids. Gene Ontology annotation, cellular component: cytoskeleton. The record is from RefSeq and is a predicted model, not a curated record. The transcript is spliced from 16 exons.
GUUUUAUUUAUUUUCUAAGAGAUAAUGCAAAUGCUUGAUGUUUGGCUAAACAAUAAUUUGUUUAUUACUAUACAGUUUUACACCAUUAGCACUCGUUUAAUCGUUUACAUUUUUCUUCUUCGACUCCACCCUUAGAUUGAUUAUAAUUUAUAACUAGUCAGACUAUCUUGUGUCGUAGAAAUUGUUUAUUCAUUCGUUACUUUGUGUCUUUAAUCUAGUGCUCUUCAAUUCGUUACUUUUAUUAUAUUUUUGUUGUUUUUUUUUUUAUUAUUUUGCAAUCACAUAAUAACGGUACCUCACCUGUCCAGCUUAGUGGGGCUUGUUUGGGUGAACACAAACACAGCCUGAUAGUAUAAAUACCAUGUUUCUAAUUUCAUGACAUUGUCCCUUUGCUCGCGGUCGCAAUGCUUCGGUUUUUGAGUAGAAAACGGGGUCGGAAUGAUCCAAAAGCUCGAAAUAUCAAAGCUGGGGCCGAACGUUUAAAUCCUCCAAACAAGCAUUGUAUGCAAUGUAGGGUUAUGCUUUUAGAUGGUACAGACCUAUGCAUUGAACUAUCAAAAAAGGCUGUUGGUAGUGAUUUAUAUGAACAAGUAUUUUAUUCAUUGGAUUUGAUUGAAAAAGAUUACUUUGGUUUACAGUUUACUGAUGCUAAUCAUGUCCAGCAUUGGCUUGAUCCUACAAAAGCAAUAAAAAAACAAGUUAGAAUUGGACCACCAUAUACAUUUCGACUACGCGUUAAAUUCUAUUCUUCAGAACCAAAUAUGCUUCGAGAAGAGUUAACUCGUUAUCAGUUUUUUCUUCAACUUAAAUUAGAUAUCCAUGAAGGUCGGCUUGAAUGUCCACAAAAUACUUGUAUUGAAUUAGCAGCCUUAGCUUUACAAUCUGAACUCGGUGAUUAUGAUGAAACAUGUCAUACUCCUGCUGUUAUUUCUGAAUUUAGAUUUGUACCAAAUCAAACUGAAGAUAUGGAAAUACAAAUUGUAGAAGAAUUCAAAAAAUGUAAAGGCUUAACUCCAGCUCAAGCAGAAACUAGUUAUUUAAAUAAAGUGAAAUGGUUGGAAAUGUAUGGAGUUGAUAAUCAUACUGUUUUAGGUAAAGAUGGAUGUGAAUAUGCUCUUGGUUUAACACCAACAGGCAUUUUAGUUUUUGAAGGCCUUCAAAAAAUUGGACUCUUUUUCUGGCCAAAGAUUGGAAAAUUGGAUUUUAAGAAGAAAAAACUGACUUUGGUAGUCGUAGAAGAUGACGAUCAAGGACGUGAACAAGAGCAUACUUUUGUAUUUCGAUUACAUAAUGAAAAAGCCUGUAAACAUUUAUGGAAAUGUGCUGUUGAACAUCAUGCUUUCUUUAGGCUUCGUGCUCCUGUUAAAGGUCCAUCUGCUAGACAAAAUUUUUUCAGAAUGGGUUCACGGUUUAGAUACAGUGGAAAAACUGAGUUUCAAACAACUCAAUUAAAUAGAGCAAGAAGAACUGUUCAAUUUGAAAGAAGACCAAGUCAACGAUAUGCAAGAAGACAGUCGCAUGUUUUAAGAGAACGACAAAAGGACAAAACAGAAAAACCAAAAAUAGAAAAUGAAAAUGAGAAAAUGGAAAAAAUUAAUAUUAUGGAUAAACCGCCAACUCCUAUUUUAGAUUCCAAAGACAUUCAUCUUGAACCAACUUCCUCAUUAACCUUGAACGCUUCUGAUAUUGCUGAAGAUAGGUUAGACUCAUUGUUAAAAUGUUUAAAUAAAGACACUCCUUUGAUAAACAGCAAAGUAAAUGAAUCAAAUUCGGUUGAUAUAAAUAAUAAAACUGAUGAUUUUGGCAAAGAUCAAAAUCAGUCGUCAUCUCCAUUACCAAACAAUCGAAACAUUUCAUUUAAUACUACUCCAAGACCAAUUCCUAAAGAACAUUUGAAAUGUAACAUUUUAAAAGCUAAAGUUGAAGAAGAAAUGAAGAAAUCUCCUUUGUCCUUGUUUGAUCCAUUAUCUAAAGUGACCAACUUGCAAGAUAAUAAUUUACUACAUAAUGGAGAAUGUAACAUUAAUUCUAAUUCAAAUGCUUUUGGCAAAGAACAAGCAACAUUUGUAUCUGUUGGUGGAGACAAACUGACAUUGUCCCUUAAUGGUGGCAUUGCAGCACCUGAAGAAACUAAACAACCAUUGGAUGAACAACCUAUUUCUGAAACAUCUGUGUCUAAAGAUGACCGUAAAAGAUGUGCCACUCCAGUAACAGUAACCCAUUUCUCUUUCGGUGAAUGUGGGAAAUUAGAACAAAGGGUGGUUUCUCCUGAAAGAAGUCCUACAGAAAGUAUGUCAAGCAUUUUGUCCUUACCAUUUAAUGCCACGUCUCCUACUAGCCCUCGUAACCCAUUUUCGGCAAAUCCGUUUAUUGGUGAUUCACAACCUGCAAUAACUAAUCCAUUCUUAUCAUCAUCUUCAAAUCCAUUUGCUGAUAAUGGUAUAAAAAAAGAUUCCACUAAUGAUGUCGAAGUUGCUGUUGAUUCAAAUACUGGCAUAAAUGGUGUAACAAAUUCUAAUACUAAGGUAGCCCAAAAAAAUCAGGAACCUACUAAAAUGAAGCCUUUAAAUCAAAUUUCUCCAUGGCUAAUUAGUAGUGGUGCUGAGACUUCAUCAGGGCCCAAAAUAAUAACCAGGAAGUCUGUAAUCACAACACAACUUUAAAAAUGGAAUGUUGAAACCUUAUACUGGUUACUGUUAUAUCAGAAAUGUUGGAAAUGCUAUUAAAAAUUUAAUAAUGCGUUAUUACUUAUACAUAUAUAUUCAAAAUAAAUUUGUGAUAGAAAUACAAAGAAUGAAAUAGAAAAAUAGCUAGGUAUUGCAAAUUUUUAAAUUAGGCAUCACAAAUUUUUUCCAUGAAUG